AUGAACUGGUUUUUCUUUCUUUUGCUUCUUAUUUCUGCCAUAUUUUUCCAAGAAGGAGACUGCUCUUGCAGCAGCGAUCUUGGUCUUAAAUGUACCUGUCCGGAUUUUCAGAGUCUUAUUGAUAUUGAGAGGCCAGUCGAACAAAGAGACAACGUAACUAUCAUCGAUGAGGGCGGCUGCCGUAGAAAGCUGACAUGUGGUCGUCAUCAUGAAACUUCUCUCUCAUUUUAUUUUGAUGAAUCUGAAAUUUAUGCUCCAAGUGAUCUUCGUGAUGAUUGUGACCGAAUGGGAAUACUACGCACCUCAACUGAUAAAGAUGAGUCAGCACCGUCUCUGGAUUUUUUUGAUUACUUUGGAAUCAUUUGUGAGAACAAUACAUGGUAUGCGACAAAAGCGCCACUCGGAUUUCUAUACACCACAACUGAGGGGAUACUUAAAGGAAGUGGAAACGGAGUGGAGUUGAAUGGGUUGAAAGCAAAAAUUCAUUCAUUUCGUUGCAAACCUCCUGGCAAAGCUCCAUGCUCAAGUCCGGAUAUUCGUGAAAUUGUAGAUCCUCUUGACCAUGAAUUUGAUAGAAUGGCUAUUGAUACCGUCCCAUACACCAUGAAUGACGGUUGUGUCACCUCAAUCACAUGCAGUGCUCAUGAUUGGACAUGGAUCAGAAGUUCUUACAGCGAGUCUGAAAUUAUUUUUCCUGAUGAUUUUGUUCAAAGUGGCGAGUGGCUUAAUAUCGAUUCAGCACGGGACGGAUAUGGAUCGCGAAAUUCUGUGGAUAUGUUUUCAUAUUUUGGAAUAACUUAUGAAAAUAACGAUUGGUAUGCGACAAAGUACCCAGUCGGAGUUAGGUAUUUCACGGAAGACGAAAUGAAGUACAUAGGAGAAAAUGGAGAAUUAGAUGGGAAGAAAUCAAAGAUCUCUUCGAUUAUAUGGUGA
Caenorhabditis remanei is the source of this 933-nucleotide messenger RNA. RefSeq lists its product as uncharacterized. Lineage: Eukaryota; Metazoa; Nematoda; Chromadorea; Rhabditida; Rhabditidae. The transcript has 6 exons. The record is from RefSeq and is a predicted model, not a curated record. Bases 1 to 933 code for a protein of 310 amino acids.